AUGACAUCACUUGUUGUCUGCAAGAAAAUCAUCCUCACAGCCUCCAAGGUCUCAGCUCUUCAGAUCAGCCUCACAGCCUCCAGGGACUCAGCUCUUCAGAUCAGCCUCAAAGCCUCCAGGUCUCAGCUCUUCAGAUCAGCCUCACAGCCUCCAGGUCUCAGCUCUUCAAAUCAGCCUCACAGCAUCCAGGGUCUCAGCUCUUCAGAUAAGCCUCACAGCAUCCAGGGUCUCAGCUCUUCAGAUCAGCCUCACAGCCUCCAGGUCUCAGCUCUUCAGAUCAGCCUCACAGCCUCCAGGUCUCAGCUCUUCAGAUCAGCCUCACAGCCUCCAGGUCUCAGCUCUUCAGAUCAGUCUCACAGCCUCCAGGCUCUUAGCACUUCAGAUAAGCCUCACAGCCUCCAGGUCUCAGCUCUUCAGAUCAGCCUCACAGCCUCCAAGCUAUCCCCUCACCCCCGGACCUCUCCCCUGCCCCAGCUAUCCCCUCACCGCCGGACCUCUCCCCCGGCUAUCACCUCAACCCCAGACCUCUCCCCCCCCAGCUAUCCCCUCAACCCCAGACCUUUCUCCCCCCCAGCUAUCCCCUCAACCCCAGACCUCUCCCCCCCCAGCUAUCCCCUCAACCCCAGACCUCUCCCCCCCAGCUAUCCCCUCAACCCUGGACCUCUCCCCCCAGCUAUCCCCUCAACCCCAGACCUCUCCCCCCCAGCUAUCCCCUCAACCCCAGACCUCUCCCCCCCCCCGGCUAUCCCCUCAACCCCAGACCUCUCCCCCCCCAGCUAUCCCCUCAGCCCCAGACCUCUCCCCCCCAGCUAUCCCCUCAACCCUGGACCUCUCCCCCCAGCUAUCCCCUCAACCCCAGACCUCUCCCCCCCAGCUAUCCCCUCAACCCCAGACCUCUCCCCCCCCGGCUAUCCCCUCAACCCCAGACCUCUCCCCCCCAGCUAUCCCCUCAACCCCAGACCUUUCCCCCCCCAGCUAUCCCCUCAACCCCAGACCUCUCCCCCCCAGCUAUCCCCUCAACCCCAGACCUCUCCCCCCCAGCUAUCCCCUCAACCCCAGACCUCUCCCCCCCAGCUAUCCCCUCAACCCCAGACCUCUCCCCCCCAGCUAUCCCCUCAACCCCAGACCUCUCCCCCCCAGCUAUCCCCUCAACCCCAGACCUCUCCCCCCCAGCUAUCCCCUCAACCCCAGACCUCUCCCCCCCCAGCUAUCCCCUCAACCCCAGACCUCUCCCCCCCAGCUAUCCCCUCAACCCCAGACCUCACCCCCCCAGCUAUCCCCUCAACCCCAGACCUCUCCCCCCCAGCUAUCCCCUCAACCCCAGACCUCUCCCCCCCCAGCUAUCCCCUCAACCCCAGACCUUUCCCCCCCAGCUAUCCCCUCAACCCCAGACCUCUCCCCCCCAGCUAUCCCCUCAACCCCAGACCUCUCCCCCCCAGCUAUCACCUCAACCCCAGACCUCUCCCCCCCAGCUAUCCCCUCAACCCCAGACCUCUCCCCCCCAGCUAUCCCCUCAACCCCAGACCUCUCCCCCCCGGCUAUCCCCUCAACCCCAGACCUCUCCCCCCCCAGCUAUCCCCUCAACCCCAGACCUCUCCCCCCCAGCUAUCCCCUCAACCCCAGACCUCUCCCCCCCCAGCUAUCCCCUCAACCCCAGACCUCUCCCCCCCGGCUAUCCCCUCAACCCCAGACCUCUCCCCCCCCGGCUAUCCCCUCAACCCCAGACCUCUCCCCCCCAGCUAUCCCCUCAACCCCAGACCUCUCCCCCCCAGCUAUCCCCUCAACCCCAGACCUCUCCCCCCCCAGCUAUCCCCUCAACCCCAGACCUCUCCCCCCCAGCUAUCCCCUCAACCCCAGACCUCUCCCCCCCCCAGCUAUCCCCUCAACCCCAGACCUCUCCCCCCCAGCUAUCCCCUCAACCCCAGACCUCUCCCCCCCCAGCUAUCCCCUCAACCCCAGACCUCUCCCCCCCAGCUAUCCCCUCAACCCUGGACCUCUCCCCCCCAGCUAUCCCCUCAACCCCAGACCUCUCCCCCCCAGCUAUCCCCUCAACCCCAGACCUCUCCCCCCCAGCUAUCCCCUCAACCCCAGACCUCACCCUCCCAGCUAUCCCCUCAACCCCAGACCUUCCCCCCGGCUAUCCCCUCAACCCCAGACCUCUCCCCCCCCAGCUAUCCCCUCAACCCCAGACCUCUCCCCCCCCAGCUAUCCCCUCAACCCCAGACCUUCCCCCCCGGCUAUCCCCUCAAACCUGGACCUUUCCCCCCCCCCGGCUAG
Messenger RNA from Acipenser ruthenus (sterlet), 2277 nucleotides. RefSeq lists its product as uncharacterized. The record is from RefSeq and is a predicted model, not a curated record. NCBI's taxonomy places the organism in Eukaryota, Metazoa, Chordata, Actinopteri, Acipenseriformes, Acipenseridae. Bases 1 to 2277 code for a protein of 758 amino acids. The transcript is spliced from 3 exons.